Messenger RNA from Rotaria sp. Silwood2, 1758 nucleotides. The record is from the annotation of a GenBank genome assembly. Lineage: Eukaryota; Metazoa; Rotifera; Eurotatoria; Philodinida; Philodinidae.
AUGGCUUUGCAUAAAUUUUCCAAAACAAAAUCAUUUCAUGUCGAUUAUUGUGGUUGUACAGCAGCAACAUUACUUUUAAAUGAAUCAUCAAUACGAGAUGCAAUUAAUUUCAUUCGACAAAUUAAAUCAAAACGUGAAUUUGUAAAAACAACAAUAUCAGUAAGCAGAGAUGGUGUUAAAAUUACCUACGAAAAUGAACAUAAAUAUUCUACACAUGUAUCAUCAUCUAUGAUUGGUGGUUCAACUAUUGGAAAAUCUUCUUUUCAUGAUACUAUUGGUGUUGUUUAUAUAUCACCACUUACUGGUCGUCAUUAUCCAGCAUUUGUUCAUGUAUACCGGUGUGAUUCAGCACGUACUGCUCAAAAAUUAAUAAUUCGUCUUCGUGCAUAUACGCUUAAUGAAAAUCAUCGUUCAAAAAUUGUACAACUCGAACAACAUUUUCUUCAACAUAAUUUACUUAAUUUAGAUCAUAAUGAUACUACAAAAUCACAAUUAUCAAAUACAACAACUUUAAAUUCUAAUAAAACAAAUACAAACAUUUCAUCUUCAUCGACAAGUACUAGUAGUCGACAAAAUAAAAUCGAUCCUGUUAAAUCAAUUACAGAAGAAUUUCAAAAAAAACUUGAUUCACAACAACCUCUUCUAUUUCCACCAAAAGAUUAUGACACAGUACGUGCAGCACAUGGCAACGUUCAACGAGCACAAGCAUGGAAAAGUACAGAGCCGACAAUCGUUGGUUAUAUACCGAUCGAUCCAGAUCAUAGUCAAAAACGACGACAAGCAUAUUCAAAUUAUCAUUCAUCGAGUAACAACUCUACUGGAGAUGAAUUGAAAAAAUCAGAAUUAAGCAAUGGUGUUAUGGAAAAAAAAGGAAGAUCACGUUUUUCAACUCAAAGAAGUGAUACCACACUUGAUCCGGUAGAAACUGUCAGUUUAGCAUUUGAAUUUCUUAAAGAUGAAACAGGUUCAAUACUGACUGAUAAUGAUGGUAAUAUUGAACAUAUUGAAAGUGAACAACAAGAUAAACAACCAAUUUUUCGUUUUCGACCACCGCAAAUUACUGCUAUUACUAAAAAACUUUUUACUCGUAAUAAUAAUUAUGAAUUACCAAAUAGUUUCCCACAACCGAAUACAUCAUUGAAGAAUGAAUUAGAUGCUUAUUAUCAUAAUACUCGUUAUCAACAUCAACAAGUACCACAUGGACAUCGAACUCGUUCUGAAACAAAUUUAUUAUAUGAUCCACAACCUAGAAUGCAUCUUAGUCCUCGUUAUGAAAGUCGUCUUGUCAACGGAAGUGGUGCACCUAUUUCGACAAAUCCACUUUGGACAGCUGCAUCACCUGUAAUGAUCGGUUCACAACCAAAUUUAUUAUCAUAUGAAACUCCAAUCGUUCAAGCACCUCAUAAACAUCGAUUGAGUCCAUCAACUGAACGACGAAAUACUUCAGCACCUUUACAACAUCCUCUUUAUGCAAGUUAUCCAAAUAAUAGACCAUCUGUAACGACACAACUACAAGAAAGUCAACAAAAACGACCAGGACCAGCACCGCCACCACCACCAUCGAACGCUAAUAGAAAACAACCAACAAAAUUGCAAUAUCUCGAUACAAAUGAAUUUAUUCUACGUGCAUCUGAUGGACAAAUAUUAAAUAAUUCUCACUAUUCUAAUCGACCUGUAGCAGGUAUAUCACGAGAUUAUAGACCUCAUUCAAUCAACGUAAAUGGCCAUGGUAGCACUAUGCUCGAUGUAUACUAUUGA